CGUUGACAUCGAAUGUUCCUGUCAUAAUUGACUGGAAAUCAGAAUUGACCUCUCGCAGUGGCUCCUCACAUUGCCGCCACUGCAUUGUGAAUUGAUGCCUGUGAGACAAUCGCAUACCAAGUCUCGUCUAGGAUGCAAACAAUGUAAAGCCAGGCACGUGCGAUGUGACCAAAACUCUCCAAAAUGUGGCCUCUGCAAACGAAGAGGUGUAGAAUGCAGCUUGUCUGCUUCAUAUGCGGCAGACAAGCAAGGCCUCUUGCAACCCAGAAUAGAUACUCCUCGACGCGAGACGCCGUCGACUGAGGGGACUGCGUCUUCACAGAUCGGUACCCCAACGCCUCCGAAACCAGAACUGGUCUGGACUAGGCUCGAUAUUGGUCAAUGUGACGAUAGUCUCCCCUGGGAUCAAGAUGAAUCUCUUCCUCUGAAAGAGCUUGAGCUUCUUCAUCAUUUUACGACGGUCACAGCAUUCACUCUGGGCAAGGAGAAAACCUUACAUGAGUCGUGGCAAACCGCCGUGCCCCAGCUAGGCUUGAAAUACUCCUACCUCAUGUAUGGGAUUUUUGCGGUUUCUGCGCUGCACAUGUACACAACGAGUAAGGGAAUCCAAUCAGCUAGAGAGUAUCACGACUUGGCCCUGCACUACUAUGACCUAGCCAGCUCUCGAUUUAGAAAUACCCUUCAGGUUCUCUCUGGUCGUAUCAGCUUCACUCAGUUCGCAACAUCCAGUUUGCUGUGCCUUUUCAUUCUAGCAUCGCGAAUGCACAUCCCCUCCGCCAACGGGUCAAGGUGCCUCGACGACUUAUCAACUCUGCACAACCUGGUAAAAGGCGUGACGGUCAUUGCCACGGACUGCGAUGCCCUCACAGAAAGUCGCGACACUAGGCAUCCGUUGCUUAACCCUGAGCCAUGGGACGACGUCAUCCUCGCACCCAACAUCGAAGCCGCGCUUCAUAGAAUGACCGUCUACGCGGAGUCACUGAGCAAUAACGGUCCUCGUAGGGAAGCCUAUCACAAAGCCAUCAACGCCCUUAGGGAGACAUUCAAAGCCGUUGUUGCAAACCCAGGACGCACCACGCUACCGUUCUUCUGGUUCAUGCGCAUACAACGUGACUUUGUCGAUCUCGUCGAGAAGCGAGAUCCAGUCGCGUUGGUUAUUGUAGCGUGGCAUGCAAGGUUGCUGGAGAGGUACAGCGAGGAAUGGUGGUUGGGUGGCCGUGGAGAGGCGGUUUUGAACGAGAUCAUGGGACUAUUGGGAGAAGACUGCACCCAAAUUCAAGUUUGGCCGAGAGAGGCGUUGGUGCUGUAACCUGGAGCGGAGUUCUAAGCAAGGACAAUAACCACACACUGCCGAUUGCUUUCGGGAAAGCUGUCUCGUGUAGGGCCUCCAGGCAUCCAUGGGGCAGCGUGAAGUAAGAGAUAUAUUGAAUUUGGAACCCGUCGUAACGUUUCCUUCCUGCAUGCGAGCGUCGCUAGUUUCCUUAAUAUCCGUUCGCUUUAAGUUGUAUCGCUGAGGUCGUAGAAGGACCUACUUGCGUAUUUAGACGUCUCCAAUUGGCCACCGCCACGACCCAUCAGCCUUGAAAGCUACUUGCAGUUCCGAUAGUUCAAUACACGCACUGUUGUCUGGGAUGGCAGCUUGCUUCACUCCUUUUUAUUUUUAAACAGAUCUUACAUGUCUGCAUGCUUAUAAACAGGCGGCCGGACGCGUCGCCAUAGCUCUCAAAGCAAAUGAACGCCUCCUACUGUCGCUACCGAAAGCCAUAUUCGAAAAGCACGGCUCUCAAAAAAAUACAGGUCCGGAACAGAAACAAGUUUGCGGCGGCUUGAGGUCAGUCCGGGCUUUCACUCAACUCCUUUUACUGCAAGAUACGGACGGCUCUGGGUCGCUGUUCUGGGAGGCACAAAGAGUCUACCACACGGAAGUCGCGUUGAGCAGCUUUUACUCCGUUACAGCGACGCAAUCCGUCUAAGUGCUCCAAGCCCAUACCAGCAAGAAGCAUCCUCACGACCCUUUGCUCACCACCCCCCCGACUCGGGGCCAGGUACCUGACGAGCCAGCCCGUCACGAUCAAGCUAAGGCUCAAGUCAACCAUGGGAAACAGCCAAAGCGUCGUCAUUCUCUACGUGGUGAUCGGUGCAGGCUGCCUCGUGCUGUGUUGAGCGGGUGUGGCGUACACGUUGCGUGUGCACGUACCGGACGUCUCGAUGUCUCAGGAGCAGAGAGUGCACAUGCGACAAGUCAGGGAGCGGAACCUGCGGAUGCUCGAGUCGAUGCUUCAUCCUUCGCGAGCAGAAAGAGGAAGGAGUGCGUGGAGGGAUUCCUGGACGUGAUCACGGCCGUGACAUUCUGGUGCUAAGGGCUGCUCGUCACGGGUACGGGGUAGGAGGAGCAAGAGUUGGCAUUUGCUCGACCGCAAUUCACUUGGGAUGCCAAAGAAAAAAAAAUAAAAAAUGGAAAGAAACGAAGGAAAAAUCAAGGAAAUCAAGGAUGGAACUUCGAGGAACAACCGUGGCAUGCAUACGGGGCGAUGAAAGUAAGAGAUGGCACACGCUUUGUACUUUGCUCUGUAUUCUGAAUCAGCGUAUAGAACGUGUAGAGCUUACCAAAAUGAUUCAUCUCAUGAGUUCUGGAGACCGGAUCAGCCAAC
Messenger RNA from Verruconis gallopava, 2651 nucleotides. RefSeq lists its product as uncharacterized. The transcript has 2 exons. The record is from RefSeq and is a predicted model, not a curated record. Bases 95 to 1309 code for a protein of 404 amino acids. NCBI's taxonomy places the organism in Eukaryota, Fungi, Ascomycota, Dothideomycetes, Venturiales, Sympoventuriaceae. Gene Ontology annotation, biological process: regulation of transcription by RNA polymerase II. Gene Ontology annotation, molecular function: DNA-binding transcription activator activity, RNA polymerase II-specific; zinc ion binding.